Saccostrea cuccullata (small rock oyster) is the source of this 1263-nucleotide messenger RNA. RefSeq lists its product as uncharacterized. The record is from RefSeq and is a predicted model, not a curated record. The transcript has 7 exons. Bases 292 to 969 code for a protein of 225 amino acids. NCBI's taxonomy places the organism in Eukaryota, Metazoa, Mollusca, Bivalvia, Ostreida, Ostreidae.
CACUUUCAGAGCGACUGUAAGGGAUCCACUUUAUAUUGUUUGUUUGUGCACCAGUCAUUUGUUUAUCCGUCCUUCUAUCUGAUUGUCCGUCUGUCACGUCUUUUAUCAUGAGAGCGACUGUAAGAGAUCCACUUAAUUGACGUUUGUUUGUGUACCAGUCAUUUGUUUGUCUGUCCUUCUAUCUGAUGGUCCGUCUGUCACGUUUUUUAUCAUGAGAUUGCAUUUGAAAGAUAAAAUGGUCAAUUGGUACAAGGUUUGGAGUUGUGAAAACAGCUUAAGCAAUCCUCUGUGAUGGCAGUUGGGGAUUCCAUUACAAUUAUUGGUGUUACCGCCGUAGGUGCGCAUAUUUUACUUUUUAUAUGCAUCGUCAUAGCUUGUGUUAAAAAGUAUGGAUGCAAGAAAAGAACGAAGACACGAUACAACCAAAAUAUUAAUACAUUUUCAGCUGAUCAUAUAACAAGGCAACCCGAGUUUAACAGAUCAAUAGCAAGGAUAUCAGAUGGUGUUUUAAAUGUUAACCAAGCAUCUGCUAGGGAAUCAAAUGCCCAUAUGUCGCCGACAUUGUUAGAUGCAGUCGUACAUGGAUAUUAUGCAUCAAGACAAGUAAGGGGAGAAACAUCCUCAGAUUCUGUUAUACAUGGGUUGUUACCUACAGACCAUUGCGAUUUAGAUCGAUAUGAGGGAGAAUGUAGUGAUUCAUCAGAAGCACCAAGGUCUUCUCUAUACUUAGAAGAUGAAGUACAACAUAUGGAACCAUUCGACCUAAAUCAAUAUGAUGAAGAAUCGAGAAAUUUACCUAUAUAUCCCCCUUGUCCCCCUUAUACAGAACAAGAAGAACAAUAUGUGGAACAAUUUGUCCCUGCAGAAUACCCAGGUGAUGGUUUCCAAGACUGGCCAGAUGAACCUCCACCUGCGUAUAGUAGUUUAUUUGAAAUAGUUAGACCUGCCGAUACCUUGCUAUUAAAAUGAUGUGGACAUCUUUUCUUGAAAAUAUUUGUUGCUUUAAAACGCAGCAUGUAAAGACUAAUUGCUAUACAGUAUGUUGUUAAUUGCGUUGCAAGGCAUCGAUGAUUCAAGAUAAUAGUUUUUUGUACCGGUUUAUUCUCUUUUUCCCCUACAAUUAAUUUGAUAGUUUUAGAUAACUUUGAAUUUACUUCUGCUAUAACUGUCCCCCUUUGAGACAUAAUUUUACAAUUUUGAAUAUAUAACUGAUUGCACAAAGAUGUGAAAUAACUGAAUAACGAAUACCAAAAUAAAAACAAA